Molecule: messenger RNA, 1597 nt
Organism: Musa acuminata AAA Group (dessert banana)
Lineage: Eukaryota; Viridiplantae; Streptophyta; Magnoliopsida; Zingiberales; Musaceae
Product: branched-chain amino acid aminotransferase 2, chloroplastic
Exons: 10
Coding region: 215-1459 (414 amino acids)
Biological process (GO): branched-chain amino acid metabolic process
Cellular component (GO): chloroplast
Molecular function (GO): branched-chain-amino-acid:2-oxoglutarate transaminase activity
Source: RefSeq, a predicted model, not a curated record
GAUAGCAGGUUACAAGCGCGGCAGGAGAGGAUCCGCCACUAGGUUAGUAACGGCUCCCCGAAAGUUAUCGAUAUCGCAAAACCGCACGCCGCCACGGAUCGCAGAGGAGGGUUUUGUUUGAAGAACGACGUCCCUCUGCUUACUCGAAACCUUCGAGAGGAGAGCCGAACAAGCGAGUGUUUGUGUGUGUCGGGGAGAGGGGAUCGGAGAUCGAAUGGAGCACGGCCUCCUCCCCCAUCGUCUACGAGCCGAACAUGGCUCUCUCCUCGCCUCAUCGUUUCCCGCCGCGUCCCUCGCCGCAGGCCGGAAGCGCCACUACUUUCCAUCCUUGUCUUCCGUCAAGAUUCAAAAUCAGUUUCAUUCCAUGUCGUCUCUUGUUUUAGGGGCCUCUAGCACAAUAAGAUGUGAAGCAACUGAAGCAAGUGUUUACAGAGAAACUGUUGAAACUAUAAAUUUGGACUGGGAUAAUCUUGGAUUUGGACUGGUGCCCACUGAUCAUAUGUACAUUUCCAAAUGUUCCCAGGAUGGAAUAUUUACAAAAGGUGAAUUGCUUCGUUAUGGGCCCAUUGAAUUGAGUCCAUCAUCUGGAGUAUUAAAUUAUGGGCAGGGACUUUUUGAAGGUUUAAAAGCAUACAAGAAGGAAGAUGGAUCUAUUCUACUUUUUCGACCCCAUGAAAAUGCCUUGCGAAUGAGAAUGGGUGCAGAGAGGAUGUGCAUGCCUUCGCCAGCAGUUGAGCAAUUUGUUGAUGCCGUGAAGCUCACUGUUUUGGCAAAUAAACGCUGGGUACCACCUACAGGUAAAGGUUCCUUGUAUAUUAGACCACUCCUUUUUGGGAGUGGUACUGUUCUUGGUCUUGCACCAGCUCCUGAGUACACCUUUCUUAUAUUUGUCUCACCUGUUGGGAACUAUUUUAAGGAGGGCUUAGCUCCAAUAAACUUGGUAGUUGAAAAUGAGUUUCACCGUGCAGCCCCAGGUGGAACUGGAGGCGUAAAGACUAUCGGAAAUUAUGCAUCGGUCCUGAAAGCACAAAAGAGAGCUAAAGAGAAUGGCUACUCUGAUGUUUUGUAUCUUGACUCUGUUCAUAAGAAGUAUCUGGAGGAAGUUUCAUCUUGUAAUAUUUUUGUCGUGAAGAACAAAAUCAUUUCAACACCAGAAAUAAAAGGAACAAUAUUGCCAGGCAUUACAAGGAAAAGUAUAAUUGAUGUUGCUCGUGGUCAAGGCUAUCAGGUCGAGGAGCGUCUUGUGUCAGUGGAAGAACUGCUUGAUGCUGAUGAAGUUUUUUGUACGGGAACAGCAGUUGUUGUUUCUCCUGUGGGAAGUAUAACAUAUUUGGGAAGAAAGGUUGAGUACAAGAACAACGGAAUCGGGGUUGUGUCUCAACAGGUCUACUCUUCACUUACCAGUUUACAGAUGGGCCUUACAGAGGACAAGAUGGGUUGGACAAUGAAGUUAAACUAGGAGCUUCAUAGUGACUUCAAAGAAUAAAUGCAUUGCCCUCAUCUGUAACCAGUUUAGUUCGACUCUUUGCAGUUGUUGGAACACUCAUGACCGAGAUACAUAUUAAAUUUAUCGACCGAGUAGUAUUAUUUUGCUGUA